AAGCUCCCCAACACACACACACACACCGCGCGCGCGCAACGCUGGGGACGGCACGGCGACGCCACCGCCACCGCCCGCUCCUGGCACUGGGCCCCACCACCUGACGCGCCCGCUCUCCUCAGCACAAUGGCAGUGGCGCGCCUGCGCUCGGCCGCGGCGGCGGCGGCCGCACGGUUCCAGCCCGCGCUCGCCGGCUGCGGCGAGAGGCGGCUGCUCGGGACGGCCGCGGCGGAGGUGACUGCGGAGGCGGGGGCAGCCGCCGGGGUCGCGAGGUGGGAGCCGAUGGGAGCGCGGGAGUACUACGACUACCGGCGGGCCAUCUACGGCGACAUCACGCACAAGGCCAUCCUCGUCGAUGCCGCCGGCACACUCCUCGCCCCCACCGAGCCCAUGGCCCAGGUGUACAGAACGAUCGGCCAAAAGUAUGGAGUGGAGUACUCAGAGGAUGAGAUCCUGAUGAGGUAUCGGCGGGCAUAUGCGCAACCAUGGGGUAGAUCACGUCUGAGGUAUGUCAAUGAUGGAAGACCCUUUUGGCAAUACAUAGUCAGUUCCUCUACGGGGUGCUCAGAUUUACAAUACUUUGAGGAACUGUAUCAUUACUAUACUACUGAAAAGGCUUGGUAUCUAUGCGAUCCAGAUGCUGGUCGUGUUUUCCAGGCAUUGAGAAGGGCUGGUGUAAAAACAGCUGUUGUGUCCAACUUUGACACUCGGCUUCGGCCACUUUUACAAGCUCUGAAAUGUGAUCACUGGUUUGAUGCAGUUGCUGUAUCUGCUGAGGUCGCAGCAGAAAAGCCAAACCCAACGAUAUUCUUGAAGGCAUGCGAGCUGUUAGGCGUGAAACCUGAAGAAGCCGUGCAUAUUGGUGAUGACCGUAGGAAUGAUUUAUGGGGAGCUAGGGACGCAGGCUGCGACGCCUGGCUUUGGGGCAGUGAUGUUUACUCCUUCAAGGAGGUCGCCGAGAGGAUCGGGGUUGAGGUACAAUGAGUUGUUUGCUGAGUCACCUGAGCUACAAUAAAAGGCUAGGUAGUCAGUAGUGUUGCCUCCUUGUACAUAGUGCCAGCCCUUCUUGCCCGGGCUUCUUGUACAUAUUUUCUCAGGGAAUAACCGAGAGCAGUGUCUCCUGUGACAGGCCUUUCUGUAUUCCGUAGCAAUACCGAUGUAUAUGUACGCAUUUAAAUGUUGAGUUUGCCGCCUGGUAAGUUGCUUGCGUUGUGAAUUCUGUAAUCCAAACGCAUCGACCCGAUUAAGUGA
Molecule: messenger RNA, 1251 nt
Organism: Phragmites australis (common reed)
Lineage: Eukaryota; Viridiplantae; Streptophyta; Magnoliopsida; Poales; Poaceae
Exons: 6
Coding region: 127-984 (285 amino acids)
Source: RefSeq, a predicted model, not a curated record